Messenger RNA from Python bivittatus (Burmese python), 795 nucleotides. NCBI's taxonomy places the organism in Eukaryota, Metazoa, Chordata, Lepidosauria, Squamata, Pythonidae. The record is from RefSeq and is a predicted model, not a curated record.
AUGACAGAAAGUGAUACAGUAGUACCACUCUAUGCUGCACUGAUCAAACUACAGCUGGAACAUUGUGUCCAGUUCUGGUUACCACAGUACCAAAAGACAUUGCUGAGGAACUGGAGAAAGGCAACAGAGAAGGGCAACAGAGAUGCAUUUGCUCCAGCUUUAAAACCAGGAUUUUGGAAGAUUCCCCAGAAAUGGAGAAAGACAAAUGAUUCCAUUGCUUAUACUCUGACAAGAGGCGAGUGUCUAGAUUUGGAAACCAGUGAUUCUUGCAUCUCAGCACUAUUAGGAACUAAGGAGGACGGUGGUGAAUCCUGCUCGGUUCCAGAUAAUUGCAGCCGCGUCAUGACAGAAACCCACUGCUCUGGUUAUGAACUGUCCCAUCAACUCUUUUAUUUUCUGUUUGCCAAGAUGAAAGGAUGCUCUAACCCUCUGUUCCACAAUGCCCGCUACUAUAAAAGCUUGUUUUGUCAUUUGAUGAUGCAAACCAAUCGCAAUCUCGAAAAGAUGGAACUUAGGAACAAUUUUGCAGACAUCUUUACAGAAAAUAUUAUGUUCUGUGGGCUAGCUGGAUUCUCGGAUUUUUUCAAAACUUCCUGGCGUGACUUCAUUCUCAGCAGGCAGAAACAGGAUGAAGGAUGUUUCUGGAUGUACAGUUCUUCCAACAGGAACGAAGAUCGGGUCCAAGUGGCAAAAAGGUCUAAGAGAUCAGAGAAAAUCGUUGAAGGUGACUGCUCUUCCCAUAACACUGCUGUGGCUAUUGGAGCACUUGCCGGGUUCCUCUACUACAGCUUCUGA